AUGGCGCCAACUACCCCGCCGGGGUCGGACAGCACUGCCCUCGAGAGGAUUGAAGACAGGCUGGGGAAUCUGACGGCUUCUAUGGCCACGAAGGACGACCUGAAGUCCCUCACCACAGCCAUCCAGGACACCCUAAGAGCUGAAAUAGCGGGGAUCCGAUCCGAAGUCGCAUCCCAUGCGGGCCGCAUCUCACGAAUGGAGGAGGCAGCUGAGGCCCUCAUGGUGCGCCAAACGUCCGCGGAUACAGCAAUAGCCCGCCAAGGUACGAUGCUCCUAUCAAUGAGGAGACACCUCGAGGACCUGGAUAAUAGAGGUCGGAGGUGUAACAUACGCAUUCUGGGAGUGCCUGAGGACGAGGGUACAGCUGAAAAUGUCGUGGACAUACUCACCGAAAUCUUUCAGACUAUCCUGCAACCGACAUCACCAGAACACAUAGAGUUCGAGCGGGCACAUAGAAUCACACGACCCAGAUCCCUGGAAGACGGCCCGAGAGACCUCAUAUGCUGCCUCCACUCCUUCCCUGUUAAAGAUACCAUUAUGAGGAAGGCCAGGGAAAGACCAACGUGGCCCUAUCGAGGUGCGCAGGUGGCCCUGUAUAACGAUUUGUCCCCGAUCACGCUGGAGGCCCGGGGGGCUCUCCGCCCCGUGACGGCCGCAUUGAGGGAUCGCAACAUAUCCUACAAAUGGGGGUUCCCCUUCGCUUUGCUGGCCAGGCACCAUAACGGCUGGAUCUCUAUGCGCUGGCCUGAGGAUGUCCCGCGGUUCAUGGAGGAACUGGGCCUUUCAACACCUGUCGUCCCUAACUGGAUCUUGGGACCGACGGCCCCUGUACCGAGGCCGCAAAGGGUGCCUAGGCGGAGAGAAGCCCGCUCCCCCUCCGUUCAGCCAGCCAGACGGCGUCGGAACCCGACGUCCCCAGAGGAGUGA
This is a messenger RNA of Pelobates cultripes (western spadefoot toad), 927 nucleotides long. The record is from the annotation of a GenBank genome assembly. NCBI's taxonomy places the organism in Eukaryota, Metazoa, Chordata, Amphibia, Anura, Pelobatidae.